Molecule: messenger RNA, 646 nt
Organism: Truncatella angustata
Lineage: Eukaryota; Fungi; Ascomycota; Sordariomycetes; Amphisphaeriales; Sporocadaceae
Product: H/ACA ribonucleoprotein complex subunit 3
Exons: 2
Coding region: 120-326 (68 amino acids)
Biological process (GO): positive regulation of telomerase RNA localization to Cajal body; snRNA pseudouridine synthesis; ribosome biogenesis
Cellular component (GO): box H/ACA snoRNP complex; box H/ACA telomerase RNP complex
Molecular function (GO): box H/ACA snoRNA binding; telomerase RNA binding
Source: RefSeq, a predicted model, not a curated record
CUUCGAGUCUGGACAGGCUAUCACUCGGAAAACCACCCAAACAAACCAAAGCAACCAUUUCAAGCCGUCGGUCGCACUUACUCAAUUCCCACUCGCCGAUCCAACAAAACCUGCCCAAGAUGCAUUUGAUGUACGUCCUCGACGCCAGUGGUAAGCGUACCUACACGCUGAAGAAGGUGCUGGACGGAGAGGUGACCAAGUCGGCGCACCCUGCACGUUUCUCCCCCGACGACAAGUGGUCGCGCCAGCGCGUCACACUCAAGAAGAGAUACGGGCUCUUGGAACUCGCUGAUGACUCCAACAAGAAGCCUGCUACUCUCUCAUGAGCAGCAACUAUCUAAUUGAUCGAAAGCCGCAAUGGAUGACAAACAAAGACUUGGAAGCGACAGGAUGGCUUGGUGCUCGAACACAUAGAACAGCUGCGAUUUGUGUAGUGGAGGGCGCAAGAGAGGAAUCGUAAGCAGGACUCUUUGGUGUGAUUCUGCAUGGAAUUGGCGUUCAGGGCGCGAAUGGAACAAAAAUCUGGAUGUGUUGAAAUUCUCUCUGCUGUGCGCAGGACAAGCGCCAUAGCAUAUUUUUCUUGGCUUGCGGUGGACGGCUCAAAUACCCCAUGGCAAUGUCUACUAUCAAUCAAGAUGCAAGAAGA